AUGGCCUACUUGGCGACAUCUAGUUAUCUAGCCUUGUCGCUAGUUGCCCUGAAUAGUAUACCUGCUAUUCGGAGUAUCGCCCACCGCAUUUCACGAGCGCGAGAUUAUGAACCCAUUCAAUUAGCCAAAGAGGUUUACCGCGAUGAAGAUGGAGAAGCGACCGACGAAUCCCUUCGAGCUUUCUCUGAUAAAUGGCAAAGAAUCGCGAUCGCUCUUUUUUCUGUCGCCGGGUUUUCGGUGACUCUCGCAUUGGCCGUUCUUGCGACAUUGAAGCUUACAAUCACGAAUUCCACGCUAUUGGUCUGGCUGCAAUUCGGAGUAUGGACUCUGCUCGCUAUUCAAGCUGUUGCUUUCUUCACUGAACCCCGACCAACAAGCCGAUAUGUUCUCGGCCACUUCGCCUUCUGGGGGAGUAUCAUUGCCAUUGCAGUUCCAAGCAUUGAACUGGGCAUCUUGGUAUUCUCCCAACUCGGACUUCACCAUGGGCGAGUUUGGAUCGGACUGCAAUUGGGUCAAAUUGCUAGCGCUGCUCUUCGUGCCGUAUUCUGUGUUCUAAUCCCGCGUCGUCCAGAUGUCUACUAUGAAGAUAAACUGGUUGAACGGGAACUUUCAGUUUCACUACUCAGUCGUUUCACGUUUAGCUGGGCCAAUGGGUUGCUAAACUACGCAGUGAAGCACAAGACCAUGGACCUAGAGGAUAUUCCCAAGCUAACGGCAUCCAAACGUGCUAAUUAUCUCCGUGAGAAAUUCGAAAUUGCCAGAAAAAACCGGAAAUUGUGGCUGGCCAUUGUCUUCGCGCAUGUGGGCCCCCUGAUCGCCCAGACGAUACUUAGUCUGGCGAUUUGCUUUCUGAGCUUUGGACCCCAAGUCGCCCUGUUUCAAAUAUUGCAAACACUCGAACUGCGCGGGACUCCGGAUUGGAAUGUCGGAGCAUCCUAUAUCUGGGUCCUGGCCUUGGGUGGGCUGAUGUUCCUUGCCUCGACCGUGGAGGCAUGGCUGUUCUGGGUCGUCUACUCUAAACUUGGAGUUCCGAUCUUCGCAGAGCUGUCGGCAGUCAUCUUUGCUAAAGCUAUGCGUCGGAAGGAUGUGAAGUAUACAAAGAAGUCCAAAACGCCAGAUGGAUCCGAUAGCUCCAGCAAAGGAGCUGCUGAGGCUGACGACGACGAGGACGCAUUGAAGAAGAGCCGUCAGAGCAUUAUCAACCAUGUGGCUGUGGAUGCUCGACGUGUUUCCGACUUUGCCUCUUUCAACUACAUUAUCCCCCAGGCGAUCUUCCGAAUCAUCAUCGGUGCCACCUUCCUGGUCCAAAUUCUCGGCUGGCAAAGUGCCUUUGCCGGUCUCUCGGUGUCUCUUCUUGUGACACCUUUGAAUAUUUACGCUGCUAAGAAAUAUUCGAAUGCCCAGGACCGAUUGAUGAAGUUUCGUGACCAGAAGUUGGCAAUCGUUACCGAAGUGCUGCAGGGAAUUAGGCAGAUCAAAUUCUCGGCUUUGGAGGAGCAAUGGCAGAACCGCGUCCAGGAGGCUCGAGAAACCGAACUUGGCGCAUUGUGGGCUUCCUUCCUAGCCGAUAUUGGCCUGCUUGCGAUCUGGGUCCUCGGCCCCGUCGGUUUAUCCGCCGUUUCCUUGACUGCAUACGCUAUUCUUCAUGGUACUUUGUCGCCUUCUGUGGCUUUCACAGCUAUGGCAAUCUUCAGUUCUCUUGAAGCAUCGCUCGCUAUUAUACCAGAGCUCAUGUCAAUGGGUCUGGAGGCGAAGGUUAGUUCGGAUCGUAUUGACAAAUUUUUGGCUACCUCCGAAAAUGUUGUCAACACUGUCCCUGCUGAAUAUAUCGCUUUUGAGAACGCCUCUGUUGCUUGGCCUGCGGAGGAGGAAGAUAUCAAGGAUUCCGAGGAUCGUUUCAUUUUGCGUGACAUGACCUUGAAGUUCCCGACGAAGAGUCUGAGCGUGGUCUCGGGCAGAACUGGCUCUGGAAAAAGUCUUCUUCUCUCGUCGAUCCUGGGUGAAUGCGAUGUCCUCGCCGGUACCAUCAAGGUGCCCGUUCCACUUCCCGUUACAGACCGAUUUGACCACCUUGCGACGAAGGCAAAUUGGAUUAUCGACUCGGCAAUUGCCUAUGUUGCGCAGAUGCCAUGGAUUGAGAAUGCUACGAUCAAAGCGAACGUUCUCUUUGGACUCCCGGACGACGCAGAGCGCUACCAAAAGGUCAUCUCUGCUUGCGCUCUAGCAAAGGAUUUCGACAUGCUUCCAGACGGUGAUAUGACCGAUAUUGGUGCGAAUGGUGUCAAUCUGAGCGGUGGCCAACGUUGGCGUAUCUCCUUCGCCCGCGCAUUGUACUCCAGGGCUGGCAUACUUAUCAUGGAUGAUAUCUUCAGCGCCCUCGAUGCCCACACAGGUCGUCACGUCUUUGAGAACGCUCUUACCGGAGAACUCGGUCAGAACCGAACUCGCAUUCUGGUCACUCACCAUGUUGCACUGUGCCUUCCUCGCACGGACUACUCCGUGCUGUUGGAGAACGGUCGCAUCAAAUACGCAGGUACCAUUGAUGACCUAAGGGAAUCACAUCAUCUAGAGGAUAUCCUUCGCGAGGAACAAGCCGCUGAACAAGCGGAUCUUGCAGCAGCUGGAGAAGACGGUGAAUUCCUCAAUGAUGAGGAGACAACUCUCCAAAAGGUAAUCUCGAAUACAUCCCACCACAAACCGAGCACGGCUACAAAUGGCCAAGCUGCCAACGGAAAUGGAACCGCUGCUGCACAGACGCCUACACCGAAGAAAUUCGUUGAGGACGAGAAACGAGAAAUCGGUUCUGUGCAACUAGCAAUUUACAUUGCGUUCUUGAAUAAAGGUGGCUCCGUGCUCUUUUGGUUAGCGACGUUCGCAGUCUAUUUAUCGUUUUCGUCCCUCUUGGUUGGAAGGUCCUGGUGGAUCAAUAUUUGGACACGUUCAGCUUCCAAUACUCAGGCUCAUCCUCAGCAAUACAAUGUCCUAUUACAGCAUGCCAUGCGGCCAACUGCACCGGCCCCACAAGAUGACGACCUCUUUAUGUAUCUCGGAGUCUAUGUUGUUCUCUCGGUCAUUGCCUGUAUAAUGGGGACAAUCCGUUAUUACUGCAUUCUUUCGGCAUCAGUGCGGGCCUCGAGGAACCUGUUCAAUGCCUUGAUUUAUACUAUCCUCCGCGCACCACUCCGGUGGCUAGAUACUGUCCCCUUGGGGCGAAUUCUCAACCGCUUCACAGCCGACUUCCACGCGAUCGAUUCCCGAAUCGGAUACGACAUCGGGUUCUUCGUGGGUAAGAUCCUAGAAGUUAUGGCAAUCAUGGUUGCAGGCAUGCUUGUCAACUGGACGGUGAUCUUGCUUGGCUUGGUCCUGUUGAUUAUAUGCCUACAACUGGCCAUAUCAUACUUGGCAGGUGCCCGUCAAAUCAAACGUCUCGAGAGCACUGCGAAAAGCCCUAUCUUUGAGCAGUUCGGAUCUAGUCUCGCUGGCCUGAUCACCAUUCGUGCCUUCAGCAAACCAGACACCUACGUCGAAAUCAUGUACGGCAAGAUCAAUCGCCACGCGCAAGCAUGGUGGACCUUGUGGCUGUUCAACCGCUGGCUCUCAUUCCGCAUGAGCAUCGUCGGCGCUAUCUUCUCAACUGUCACUGCUGGGCUGGUGGUCUAUCUGCCUGGUAUCAGCGCUUCUCUUGCGGGUUUCGCUCUCAGCUUUGCGUUGCAGUAUAACAGUGCGAUCACAAUGGCACUGCGACAAUACGCCAACAUUGAAUUGAACAUGAACGCCACAGAGCGUGUCAUCGAGUAUUCCAACAUCGAGAUGGAGAACCAAGGAGGAGCCGACGCACCCGCGGCUUGGCCUACAGAGGGCCACCUCGAAGUCCACGACCUUGUCGUGGGCUACGCACCGGAUCUCCCACCGGUAUUGAACGGUCUCAACUUCUCUGUGGAGAAGAACCAGCGCGUGGGCGUCGUUGGACGCACAGGAGCAGGCAAGUCCUCUUUGACGCUUGCACUCUUCCGAUUCCUGGAGGCGCGGUCUGGCCAGAUCUUCAUCGACGGAAUCGAUAUCUCCACAAUCAAGCUGCAUGAUCUCCGCAGCCGACUUGCAAUCAUCCCGCAAGACCCAGUGCUAUUCUCAGGCACCGUGCGAUCAAAUCUAGAUCCGUUCGACGAAUACAGCGAUACAGAGCUCUACGAUGCGCUAGCACGUGUCCAUCUCAUCUCGGAGGCCGAUGACGACGAGCUCACACUCACAUCACGGACUGCCACACCCCGCCAGCCCAGUGAAACGGGCGCCACCACACCACCGCCGGCACAGAAGACCAACUCUAACGUUUUCACCUCUCUCUCUGCGACUAUCUCCGAGGGCGGCCUCAACCUCUCACAGGGUCAGCGCCAGCUCCUCUGUCUCGCCCGUGCCAUCGUUGCGCGGCCCAAGAUUAUGGUUCUGGACGAGGCGACCUCAGCUGUUGAUAUGGAGACCGACGCGUUGAUCCAGACUUCUAUCCGGGCGGAAUUCGGCCGCAAUGCUACCACCCUGUUGGUCAUUGCGCACCGACUUAGCACCAUCGCGGACUUCGAUCGCAUUCUUGUUAUGGAUGCUGGAAAGGCGGCUGAGUUUGGCACGCCUAAGGAUCUUAUGGGAAUUGAGGGUGGUGUUUUCAAGAAUCUUGUUGAGAAUAGUGGGGAGAAGGAGGUGUUGGAGAAGAUGAUUUUCGCGUGA
This is a messenger RNA of Penicillium expansum, 4716 nucleotides long. RefSeq names its product putative ABC bile acid transporter. The record is from RefSeq and is a predicted model, not a curated record. Gene Ontology annotation, molecular function: ABC-type transporter activity; ATP hydrolysis activity; ATP binding. Gene Ontology annotation, biological process: transmembrane transport. The coding region runs from base 1 to 4716 and encodes 1571 amino acids. Lineage: Eukaryota; Fungi; Ascomycota; Eurotiomycetes; Eurotiales; Aspergillaceae. Gene Ontology annotation, cellular component: membrane. The transcript is spliced from 3 exons.